Lactuca virosa is the source of this 516-nucleotide messenger RNA. NCBI's taxonomy places the organism in Eukaryota, Viridiplantae, Streptophyta, Magnoliopsida, Asterales, Asteraceae. The record is from the annotation of a GenBank genome assembly.
AUGACAGGCCGGACAUGGAAUUCUGGUAACACAGCAACUACUUCAGAAUCACCGGUUUUCCAAUUCCAGUUCUUAAACGGAAUCUCUACACCCGUUUCUACAAGCAAGAAUAUUGAAGGAAAAGACGAUAAACCCUUUGUAGUAGCUUUGGUUGAUCAAAGCUCAGGGCAGAUUGUGACGACUGGAGCUGAAGCUGCAACAGAAAUUGAAAUAGUCGUUCUUGAGGGCGAUUGUAAUGAUUUCGAAACAGAGAAUUGGACUUCUUAUGAAUUUAACAAUAAGAUCAUCCGUGAAUGGAAAGGCAAGAAAGUGCUUCAAGGAAACACUUUCCUGAAACUAAAAGAAGGUAUUGUUUAUGUUAAUAAGAUUUCAUUUACACACAAUUCAACCUGGAAGGGAAAAAGAAUCUGCAGACUGGGUGCAAGGUCAAAGGAUGCUGUUUUUGGCACUAGGGUUAAGAAACACUCAUCAUCCCCUGAUGACAUAGAAAUGUCAAUAGUUGGGAGUCUUUGUUAG